GGCACCGCGGAGUCGGUUCAGACACCGACCCACAGGCAGGCGCGGGGACCCGGGACAGCCGAGGCGCCCAUGGCCGCGCCUGGCGAGCCCUGCGUGGAGCCGGAGGUCUGGAACCAGACAGAGCCUGAACCUGCCGCCACCAGUCUGCUGAAUCUGUGCUUCCUGAGAACAGCAGGAGUAUGGGUGCCACCCAUGUACCUCUGGGUCCUCGGCCCCAUCUACCUCCUCUUCAUCCACCACCAUGGCCGGGGCUACCUCCGGAUGUCCCCACUCUUCAAAGCCAAGAUGGUGCUUGGGUUCGCCCUCAUGGUCCUGUGUACCUCCAGCGUGGCUGUCGCUCUGUGGAAAAUCCAGCAGGGAAAGCCCGAGGCCCCGGAAUCCCUCAUUCACCCUACGGUGUGGCUCACCACGAUGAGCUUCGCCGUGUUCCUGAUUCACACCGAGAGGAAGAAGGGAAUCCAGUCAUCUGGAGUGCUGUUUGGGUACUGGCUUCUCUGCUUUGUCUUGCCAGCUACCCGCGCCAUCCAGCAGGCCUCCGGAGGGGGCUUCCAGAGUGACCCGAUCCGCCACCUGUCCACCUAUCUGUGCUUGUCUCUAGUGGUGGCACAGUUUGUGCUGUCUUGCCUGGCGGAUCAACCACCCUUCUUCCCUAAGGACCCCCAGCAGUCUAAUCCCUGUCCAGAGGCGGGGGCAUCCUUCCCCUCCAAAGCCAUGUUCUGGUGGGUUUCUGGGCUGGUCUGGAAAGGCUACAGGAAGCCACUGAGACCAAAAGAUCUCUGGUCGCUUGGGCGUGAAAACUCCUCAGAAGAACUUGUUGCCCGGCUUGAAAAGGAGUGGAUAAAGAUCUGCAGUGCAACCCGGAGGCACCCCAAGGCAACGGUGUGUGAAAGGAAAGGAGGUGGUGGCAUGGAAGCUCCAGAGACUGAGCCCUUCCUACGGCAAGAAGGGAGCCAGCGGGGUCCACUGCUGAGGGCCAUCUGGCAGGUGUUCCAUUCUACCUUCCUCCUGGGGACCCUCAGCCUCGUCAUCAGUGAUGUCUUCAGGUUCACUGUCCCCAAGCUGCUGAGCCUUUUCCUGGAGUUUAUUGGUGAUCCCAAGCCUCCAGCCUGGAAGGGCUACCUCCUUGCGGUGCUGAUGUUCCUCUCGGCCUGCUUGCAAACGCUCUUUGAACAGCAGAACAUGUACCGGCUCAAGGUGCUGCAGAUGAGGCUGCGGUCAGCCAUCACUGGGCUGGUGUACAGAAAGGUCCUGGCUCUGUCCAGCGGCUCCAGAAAGGCCAGUGCAGUGGGUGACGUCGUCAACCUGGUGUCCGUGGACGUGCAGCGGGUGACCGAGAGCGUCCUCUACCUCAAUGGCCUGUGGCUGCCUCUCGUCUGGAUCGUGGUCUGUUUCGUCUAUCUCUGGCAGCUCCUGGGCCCGUCUGCCCUCAUGGCCAUCGCUGUCUUCCUGAGCCUCCUCCCUCUGAAUUUCUUCAUCACCAAGAAGAGGAACCACCAUCAGGAAGAGCAAAUGAGGCAGAAGGACUUGCGGGCUCGGCUCACAAGCUCCAUCCUCAGGAACUCGAGGACCAUCAAGUUCCAUGGCUGGGAGGGAGCCUUUCUGGACAGAGUCCUGGGCAUCCGGGGCUGGGAGCUGGGCGCCUUGCGGACCUCCGGCCUCCUCUUCUCCGUGUCGCUGGUGUCCUUCCAAGUGUCUACGUUUCUGGUUGCACUGGUGGUGUUUGCUGUCCACACUCUGGUGGCCGAGAAUGCCAUGGAUGCAGAGAAAGCCUUUGUGACUCUCACGGUUCUCAACAUCCUCAACAAGGCCCAGGCUUUCCUGCCCUUCUCCAUCCACUCCCUCGUCCAGGCCCGGGUGUCCUUUGACCGUCUGGUCUCCUUCCUCUGCCUGGAAGAAGUUGACCCUGGUGCAGUGGACGUGUGUCCCUCUGGAAGCUCUGCCAGGAAGGAUUGCAUCACUAUACACAGUGCUACUUUCACCUGGUCCCAGGAGAGCUCUCCCUGCCUCCACAGAAUAAACCUCACUGUGCCCCAGGGCUGUCUCCUGGCUGUUGUUGGUCCAGUGGGGGCAGGGAAGUCCUCCCUGCUGUCCGCCCUCCUUGGGGAGCUGUCAAAGGUGGAGGGGUUCAUAAGCAUCAAGGGUUCAGUGGCCUACAUGCCCCAGGAGGCCUGGGUGCAGAACACCUCUGUGGUGGAGAAUGUGUGCUUCGGGCGGGAGCUGGAGCCAGCCUGGCUGGACAGAGUCCUGGAGGCCUGCGCCCUGCGGCCAGAUGUGGACGGCUUCCCUGCAGGAGUCCACACUUCAGUUGGGGAGCAGGGCAUGCAUCUCUCUGGGGGCCAGAAGCAGCGGCUGAGCCUGGCCCGGGCUGUGUACAGAAAGGCAGCUGUGUACCUGCUGGAUGACCCCAUGGCAGCCCUGGAUGCCCAUGUUGGCCAGCACAUCUUCAACCAGGUCAUCGGGCCUGGUGGGCUACUCCAGGGAACAAAAGAUAGCAGGAGCACAAGAAGCGGAGCUCUCCCCACUCGGAGUCCAGGGACAACACCCCCCCCCAACCCCCAGCUCCAGGAGGCUGGCCGAGCACAUACACGGAUUCUCGUGACCCACGCACUCCACAUCCUGCCCCAGGUUGAUUGGAUCGUGGUGCUGGCAGAUGGGGCCAUCGCAGAGAUGGGUUCCUACCAGGAGCUUCUGCACAAGAAGGGGGCCCUGAUGGGUCUUCUGGAUCAAGCUGGACAGCCAGGAGAUAGUGGAGAAGGAGAAACAGAACUUUGGACCAGCACCAAGGACCCCAGAGACUCCUCUGCAGGCAGGAGGCCUGAGCUCAGACCCGAGAGGUCCAUCAAGUCAGUCCCUGAGAAGGACCGUACCCCUUCAGAAGCCCAGACGGGGGUUCCUCUAGAUGACCCUGACAGGGCACCAUGGCCAACAGGAAAGGACAGUGUGCAGUAUGGCAGGGUGAAGGCCGCAGUGCACCUGGCCUACCUUCGGGCCGUGGGCACCCCCCUCUGCCUCUACGCACUUUUCCUCUUCCUCUGCCAGCAAGUGGCCUCCUUCUGCCGGGGCUACUGGCUGAGCCUGUGGGCGGACGACCCCACAGUGGGUGGGCAGCAGACGCAGGCAGCCCUGCGUGGCGGGAUCUUCGGGCUCCUCGGCUGUCUCCAAGCCAUCGGGCUGUUUGCCUCCAUGGCUGCGGUGCUCCUAGGUGGGGUCCGGGCAUCCAGGUUGCUCUUCCAGAGGCUUCUGUGGGAUGUGGUGCGAUCUCCCAUCGGCUUCUUUGAGAGGACGCCCGUCGGCAACCUUCUGAACCGCUUCUCCAAGGAGACGGACACGGUGGACGUGGACAUCCCAGACAAACUCCGGUCCCUGCUGAUGUACGCCUUUGGACUCUUGGAGGUCAGCCUGGUGGUGGCAGUGACUACUCCACUGGCCAUUGUGGCCAUCCUGCCAUUGUUUCUCCUCUACGCUGGGUUUCAGAGCCUGUAUGUGGUGAGCUCAUGCCAGCUGAGACGCUUGGAGUCAGCCAGCUACUCGUCUGUCUGCUCCCACAUGGCGGAGACAUUCCAGGGCAGCACAGUGGUCCGGGCGUUCCGAACCCAGGGCCCCUUUGUGGCUCAGAACAAUGCUCGCGUGGAUGAAAGCCAGAGGAUCAGUUUUCCGCGACUAGUGGCUGACAGGUGGCUUGCGACCAACGUGGAGCUCCUGGGGAAUGGGCUGGUGUUCGCGGCUGCCAUGGGUGCUGUGCUGAGCAAAGCCCGCCUCAGCGCUGGCCUCGUGGGCUUCUCUGUCUCUGCUGCCCUCCAGGUGACCCAGACACUGCAGUGGGUUGUUCGCAACUGGACAGACCUAGAGAACAGCAUCGUGUCAGUGGAGCGGAUGCAGGACUAUGCCUGGACACCCAAGGAGGCUCCCUGGAGGCUGCCCACGUGUUCACCUCAGCCCCCCUGGCCUCAUGGUGGGCAGAUCGAGUUCCGGGACUUUGGGCUAAGAUACCGACCUGAGCUCCCACUGGCUGUGCAGGGCGUGUCCUUCAAGAUCCACGCAGGAGAGAAGGUGGGCAUUGUUGGCAGGACAGGGGCCGGAAAGUCCUCCCUAGCCUGUGGGCUGCUGCGGCUCCAGGAGGCAGCUGAAGGCGGGAUCUGGAUCGAUGGGGUCCCCAUUGCCCACGUGGGGCUGCACACACUGCGCUCCAGGAUUACCAUCAUCCCUCAGGACCCCAUUCUGUUCCCUGGCUCUCUACGGAUGAACCUCGACUUGCUGGAGGAGCACUCGGACGAAGCUAUCUGGGCAGCCCUGCAGACGGUGCAGCUCAAAGCUCUGGUGGCCAGCCUGCCCGGCCAGCUGCAGUACAAGUGUGCUGACCGAGGCCAGGACCUGAGUGUGGGCCAGAAACAGCUCCUGUGUCUGGCGCGUGCUCUUCUCCGGAAGACCCAGGUCCUCAUCCUGGACGAGGCUACAGCUGCUGUGGACCCGGGCACGGAGCUGCAGAUGCAGGCCGCGCUCGGGAGCUGGUUCGCACAGUGCACCGUGCUGCUCAUCGCCCACCGCCUGCGCUCCGUGAUGGACUGUGCCCGGGUUCUGGUCAUGGACAAGGGGCAGGUGGCAGAGAGCGGCAGCCCAGCCCAGCUGCUGGCCCAGAAGGGCCUGUUUUACAGGCUGGCCCAGGAGUCAGGCCUCGUCUGAGCCAGGCUCCUCAACCAUCCCCGCCCCACUGGGCCGGCCCGCAGAGCCUGCAGUGCUGGAGAUGGAAGUGGUCCCGGGGUCAUCAACAGAUCCACGAGAUGUUGAGUCUAGACCUGCUUUUGCUCUCUGGGAGGAAAAUGGCAGAAAAAGUGGCCAAAGGUCACACAGCACCAGAGCUGGAAGGACCUAGCAAUAUACAAACCACCUGCAGCCAGUGUCAACAGUGACCCUCAGCUCUGGCUGAGCCCUGGACUCACCUGGGGACUCAAGUACCUGCCUAGGCCCGCCGUAGACCCUUAAAUCGGUAUCCCUGGGGCUGGGGACUGCCAUGGUGUGUGUACGUCUUACAAAUUGACAGGUUUAUUUUCGGAUAAUCCUAAAUUCACGUGCAGUUAAAGGAAA
Messenger RNA from Saimiri boliviensis boliviensis (Bolivian squirrel monkey), 5082 nucleotides. It is a transcript of the gene ABCC6, whose product is annotated as ATP binding cassette subfamily C member 6. The record is from RefSeq and is a predicted model, not a curated record. Gene Ontology annotation, biological process: transmembrane transport. Lineage: Eukaryota; Metazoa; Chordata; Mammalia; Primates; Cebidae. Gene Ontology annotation, cellular component: membrane. Gene Ontology annotation, molecular function: ATP binding; ABC-type transporter activity; ATP hydrolysis activity.